Molecule: messenger RNA, 890 nt
Organism: Triticum aestivum (bread wheat)
Lineage: Eukaryota; Viridiplantae; Streptophyta; Magnoliopsida; Poales; Poaceae
Product: protein transport protein sec31
Source: RefSeq, a predicted model, not a curated record
CCCUCUCCCCUUCUUCUCCACCACCGGCCGCCGCCACGGCCAGGCCGGCGUGGUGGUGCGCCACCCAGCACCUCCACCCGCUCCACUUCACCACUGCUCCACCCAGCACAUCCAGCAGCACCGCACAUAUCCACCACCCGCCGCUGCACCAUCCAUCCACCAACACCACCAUCGCCAUCUCGCGCGCACUACCAGACCCUGGUCUGGUGCCUCGCGCGACUCUGCCUUCUGCUGCUGCUCCGUCUUCUCCUUUACCUGCUGCUGCUCUGCUUCCACGCCUUGCUGCUGCUCCCUCCUACUGCUCCCUAAACUUGUUUGCUGCUGCUUCCCCUCUCCUAGCGCCUCAACCUGCUGCUUCUUCUUCCCCAAACUCUGCUACUACUCCCCCUUUUCCUCUCCCUUCACCUGCUGCGAUCUCUCUCUCUCCCACAUCUUUGCUGCUGCCCCUGCUGAACCCUCUUCUCUCCUUGCUGCUCUUUCUCUUCUCCCUCAACGCCUGCUGCUGCUUCCUCUCAACGCCCCUGCUACUUCUUCUCCCACGGCGUACUCUGAACCCCAUACUGCUGCUACUACGUUCCACCUGCUGCUGUUCUCUCUCUCUCUCGCUUUCUCUGAAAAUUUCUGUGAAGUUAGGCAGUGUAUGACAUUUAAUAUUCAGAUUUGAUACGUGCUUGCAAUCUGUAAUUGGUUCAGUUGUACUUGUAAUAUAACGUCAAUCUUAUGUGUACUGACUGGUCGAUGCACCUAUAUAAAUUCGGUUUACCUAUGCUAUAUUCUUCACUUGUAUGGUUCAUGUGUGUGUGUGUGUAAUUUUGUGAACCAUUAGUGUUGAGACUUAUUCAAUUGUAGACUGCUUUGUGCUAUUUCAAUAUCUGUGAUUCAUCUGUCAA